CGCGAUAAGACCUGCCACAUACCCUGCUCCGAUAGCAAGAUACUUGCAUCCUGAUCCGCAGUCUGGCCAACGGCCCAUAGCCUCUCAUAGCCUUAUCGCCCCCUUCCACGCCCGCUGCCCAGCCAUGACGGCCGUAGCAAUGCAGCAGCCUGCCAUGGGCCCACGCCCAGUCGUCUCCAUAGCACCAGCUCGCCCUCGCACAGUACACAAGUCGCCCUCGACCAAGGAGAACCUGACCAAGCCAACCUCGUCCAACGGCCCCGUCUCCAACAUCCGCUCGCGGAGAGAACGCCCCUGUGACGCCUGCAGACGGAGGAAGAGUCGCUGUGUGAUACACGAGGGCGCCGCCCUGUGUGUCCUGUGCGAGUUCCACAAGCAGGACUGUACCUUUGUCCAAAGUCCUCUGCCCCGCAAGAGAAAAGUCGUCGACGGCGAGAAAAAGGAUUCGCCCAGCAACACAAAGAAGAGCCCCCCAUUACAACCACAAUCACCACCACAACCACAGUUGUCCCACGUGCAAAGUCUGCACCUACCUCAGCUUGGAGAGACGCUGGGCCUGCAACGGCGCCAGCACAGCAGAUACAUUGGUCUGAGUUCCCCUUUCGACUCUCUACUCAUUGGCCUCUCCCAAUUCGAUACCCAUAACGAAUCUACUUUUGAUCUCGGCACCCUUCGACGAGUAAACGAUCAUGAAUGCUUCAUCAUGCUACCUGACGAGAACACGCAAGAUUUUGCCGGCGAGUCCGAGGCACUGACUCAGGUCGAGCAGCUUGUGCACCCACAUGGCCCUGCCUUGCUAGACCUGUACUUUCAAGUAGUACAUCCAAACUACCCCAUUAUCCAAAAGCACCUUUUCGUCGAGCGCUAUCGCAGUGGCGAUCGGGGCUUCUCACCCGCCCUUCUAGCUGGAAUGUACAUUCUGGCCCUAAACUGGUGGUCCUUUAAUCCCAAGCUCGCAAGCUAUUCCAAACCCGAUGCCGCUCGGCUGGAAGCGGUUGCAAUGAAGGCAUUGACAUUGUCAAUGGAGCGGCCUAAACUGUCAACUGUGCAGGCAGGUUUGUUGUUGCUUCAGCGUCCAGAAGCAGAUUCAUGGAGUCUGACUACGCAACUGGUCGCCGUUGGUCAAGAAUUAGGCCUCCAUCUUGACUGCUCCUCAUGGUCGGUCCCUCUCUGGGAGCGUGGAUUGAGGAAGCGCAUCGCAUGUGCAUUGUAUAUGCAGGAUAAAUGGAGCUCAUUGAUCCACGGUCGCCCCUCACACAUCUUCAAUGCUAACUGGGCAGUCAAGCCCAUCACUGAAGAAGACUUUAUUGAAGAAGGAGACGGAUACGAAACACGGCAAGAAGAGACUGAGGACGAAAAAGCAGAUAGCCAGCGAGGACGAAUACUGUUUGCCCAGAUGAUCGGACUUACCCAAAUCAUGGCAGAAGUCAUGGACACAUUUUACACCCAAACUGCCAUUCAAGAUUUCGCAAAUGCAGGCAAAAAGUCCACUGAACUCAUUCUGGCACGCGCCAAGCCUGUACAAAUAAAGCUCCGCCAGUGGCACGAGAAGUUGCCUGCUGAAGUUAAGAUGAACACACCGGACAAGGGCAAGCUCACGUCGACCGGCUAUCUGCACCUCGCAUACUUUGCGACAGAAAUCACUUUGCAUCGACGCAUUGUGCAGUCUCUUGACUCGACCAACCCAGACUCUUACGGUCUUUUCAUGUGCCGCAGUGCUGCCAAGACGCGAUUGAUUUCUGCCAUGGACUUUGUCAACCGCCUUAAGCCAGAACAUCUGCAGGCCUUCUGGUACUUUGCUUCCAAGGUCAACUUUACCCUCAUCGGAACUUUUGGAUCGCUGUUGUGGGCUACAGCACCCGCCAAAGAAGAGGCCGAGUUCUACAAGCUGAGGUUGUGCGAAUACCGCUGGACCCUGUCCGUCUCUUCCAAGCGCGCCGACUUUCUCGAUUACGCAGUCUCCAUGCUGGACGCUAGCCGCGCCAUGCUCAGCAACCUAGCAGAAAAACCAAGUCUGGCCGAGCAGAUUAGCAACGCUGGUGUGCCCCCUGCAGCACCUCCGCGACAAUACUCAUCCUUCUCAAACAUGGGGCCGCCACAGAGUUCCAAUGGGUCGGGAAGGUAUGAGCAGGAAGACAUCGAUAUGGCCGACGGUGAUGACCUUCGAAGAAUGUCAUCUGGUGAAAGCUUUGACGGGUUCCACGAUGGCUCGCAGUAUGGUAGUCGUCCGCAUACGGCUGGCAACUCGCCUCGCUCUCAAUGAGCAGGCUCUUGAUAGGAUUUGGUGGUUACGAUAUUGGAAUGGUUUUGGUUAUUGGGUGGCAUAUACUAGAUUUGUUGGUUACGAUUUUUAGCGAUUCAGCGACAUCUUUACUGUUGGAUGGCAGGCGUUAUGUACUGGUGGUGCGCGCAGAUAUACCACAAGGGCUUUCGCAUAUUGCGCGAAAAUGGCGCCAUAUCGCGACACACAACGUCCGACACAUGUGUGGUCGGCUCCAUCAGCUUGCUUUUGUUUUGUGCAAAAAUAGUUAUGAUCUCAUGUUUCAUGUUAGCGCAGGUCGCGCGCCUUUGGUACAUCCAGUGGCUUUAGAGAAUGAAGCAUCGGUAUUCUGUCUCUUUUGAGAGCAGCACAAGCAGUUUCAGCCCCGUAGUGAGUUGUAGUAGUGUCGCUACAAAAGAAAAUAAGCACGAACAAUUUGGAGAAUUGCAUGU
Molecule: messenger RNA, 2712 nt
Organism: Bipolaris maydis ATCC 48331
Lineage: Eukaryota; Fungi; Ascomycota; Dothideomycetes; Pleosporales; Pleosporaceae
Product: fungal-specific transcription factor domain-containing protein
Biological process (GO): DNA-templated transcription
Cellular component (GO): nucleus
Molecular function (GO): DNA binding; DNA-binding transcription factor activity, RNA polymerase II-specific; zinc ion binding
Source: RefSeq, a predicted model, not a curated record